Cotesia glomerata is the source of this 1235-nucleotide messenger RNA. RefSeq names its product E3 ubiquitin-protein ligase mind-bomb-like. NCBI's taxonomy places the organism in Eukaryota, Metazoa, Arthropoda, Insecta, Hymenoptera, Braconidae. The record is from RefSeq and is a predicted model, not a curated record. The transcript has 5 exons. Bases 530 to 1195 code for a protein of 221 amino acids.
CGUGCAAUUGCUUAUCGGUUUUUAAAUGAUGAAUAAUCAGAGACUAAUGAAGUUAUUAAAAAGAUAAUGGACAUUAUCAUUAUUACCGCAUGAGAAAAUUGUGUCUGAAUUUGAAAAAAUUCGAGAAAAUGUAUCUGAAAAUAUUGCGAACGAUUUAAGAGAAUUUUUCACGCAUUAUGAAGAAAAAUGGAUUGGGCAUCUAAAACCUGAUAACUUCAGUGUAUUCCAAGAAAUUGACGCCAUCAAUGAUGUUGGUGAAAUCUAUCAAAGAGUCUUGUUGAAUAAAUUAGGUAGUCAACGUCCAGAUUUUUGGAAGUUUAUAGUGAAAAUCUUUCAAAAUCAUUCAAGGAUUGUCGGAAAAUUCAGGGAUCUCCAAAUGUCAGGUUGAAUUAUACUUCACGUAUUAAUCACUCAAUUAAUAACAGGAGCAGCAGCGUAACAUCAGGAAUUAAAAAAUUGUGGCAACUACUACUGGAGGAUAGAAUUUUUGGUUCAUGCCCAGGUUGUAUUGAAGGAGUUUUAUAAUGACAUGUUUUUCGAUCAAUACAUUUUACCCGAAGAAUUGACGAUUGUGAGUAUCGACCUUGAUGCAGAACUCGAUCUACUACUUUCACCUCCUCGUCCCUGGCUCUUCGAAAAUAAUGAUUACGACCCUGAAAAUGAUGAUGACGAUGAUGAUGGGAUUGAAAGACCUGUUUUGUACAGAAGUUCUUCAGUUCUUGAAGACAUGAAACGGAUCAUAAAUGAACUUCAACCACCGGAUGAAGAUGAUGAAGAUAUUGACGUAAAUAACGAGUACAACGUCCGGUGCACAAGAUGUAAAAUUGCGUUGGUAACAGCUGUCAAUUUACCCUGCAAACACGUCGAAAUGUGUAAUAACUGUGCGUCAAGACGCAUCAACAAUUGCUGUUCAGUGUGCCAAGAGUCCAUUACAAGAACUGAGCGAAUCUUUCUGCCUACUGACUCAGAAGGUAAUGGAUAUAGCUUGAGAUGUGAAAUUUGUUAUUCUAAUGUUGCUAAUAUCAUGUGGACAACUUGUAACCAUGGACUCUCGUGUAAAACGUGUGCCGUUCAAGUUGCGACACAAGAUGGACUUGGAUUAACAACAACGUCAAAAAUUCGAUGCCCUCACUGCAAUUUAGAAGUUGAAGGAAUGGUAGAAUUUAAAUUAAUGAAGCAUACUGAAAAUAAUUAAUACAUUACUGUUGUGGCCAUUAAUCUUUUCGUUUUUUUUU